CUCUCUUCUCCCUUAUCCUCAUCAAUCAAUACUCUACCAUUUCUCUCUCUCCCUCUCCCAUCUCUUCAGAAUCUAUUCAGCAUUCUUCUUCUUCUUUCUUUCUUGCUUUUCUUCCUCCAUUGCCCAAGUGAUUGAUUGAUUCAUCACAAACCCAAGUCUACUUGUGGAGACUUUCCUCUCUCUCCCCUCUCUCUCUUACUCUCUUUCUUUUCUUUUUGGGACACAUCAAUUGCGGAUGCCAAAUUGAUAUUAGGUCUCUCGUUUUUUUGCCUUCUACCAUUCCCGCUCGGAUUAAUGUAAUGUAUGUAUCAUCAUUGAAUUGUCUUAUAUUAAGCGUGCGAUAAUCGUGCCCACCUUUCUGGUUUCUUCCCCUUUCCCCCUCCCCUCUCUCCCCUCUUUUCUAACUUGGCGCUCCGAUUCUUGAUUGAAUCCUGGUCCUACAUGGACCUUUGAGUGCGCCGAGUGGUCUUCAUCUCCCCAACGCAUCCAUCGAUGCGUCCUUCUCAUUGGUCUAAAUUUUCGAAUCGAAUCGAUCGGCCACCAUCUUGGAGGAGAUUAGCUGCAGCAUGGAAGGGUUCAAUGAUGGUUACUAUGAUGCCCAGUACACGGUUUCUGCGUCUGACCAUCAAAUGGGGUAUUCGCAAUCCUCCAAUGAUCACUAUGCCCCGACGAUGAUGUCCUUUACGACCCCCGACCAGAUGCAGGCGGCAAGCUUUGCCUAUCAGUCAGAUUUGGUUGCUAAUAGCGCUUCGUUUGUCUUCCCGUCGCACACGGCUGGGCUGUCCCUGAAUCCGUCUGAGCAUUCUGAGAACCUCGGAGACCGAAUGUCUAAUGCUAUGCUCCCGUAUGAUCCCCUCUCUGCUCUCGGAGGUCCAACACCCAUGCCUAUAAAUACGGCCAAUCCGUUCACCUACAAUGCCUUCACAUCCCCCUUCCCCACUAUGCCACUGGAAAACUUCCAGGAACAGCAGCCCGUACCUUAUCACAGCGCUGCGUUGCAACCGCAGCCCGUGAAUCUGAAUCCUACCACGACCUACUCUACCAUGCAAACCCACGGGCCCGUCUUGCAGAUGUAUCAGGCACCACCAAGCCACGCUGAGCCGCCCACUCGUGCACAACCGACUUUCAACAAGCAACCUCUUAGUGUUCCUCAACCCACAGGUCAAUCGUCCCAACGUAGGCGAAACCGUGGACUUCAGUCGCCGGCUCAAUCGUCGAGCUCCUCCCAUCGUUUCAUUCAACCCAAAAGGCCAUCGCCAGUGAAGGCUCCCCUACAACCUCACCCUAAAUUGGUGACGGGCGAGGGCUCACAGUAUGCCAGCAUCUAUUCAAGUAGCGGGUUCAAUAUAAUGGGCGUCUUGGCCGAAGUAGUGUCAAGGCCGAAUCCUAAGAUUAGUAUCGGUGCGGUCGAUUUAUCGUGCGCGUUUGUACUCUGCGACAUCACCAAAAAUGACCACCCGAUUAUCUAUGUCUCCGAGGCAUUUGAACGUCUCACUGGCUAUACUGAGCAGGAGAUCGUUGGCAAAAACUGCAGGUUUCUUCAAGGGCCGGAUGGUGUUGUCCAAAAAGGCGUGAGGCGGACAUUCGUCGAUGACCAAACAACUUCGCGUCUACGGUCCACGCUCGAGGAACGAACGGAGAUCCAGGUCAGUCUUAUCAAUUACAGGAAGGGUGGGCAGCCGUUCAUGAAUCUGAUAACAAUGAUUCCCAUUCGCUGGAGCUCCCAUGAUUAUCGAUUCUAUGUGGGUUUUCAGGUUGAUCUAGUCGAGACGCCCGAUGCUGUCACAAGGAAAAAUCCAAACGGUACUUAUACGAUCGACUAUCGACGUAACCGACUACCAAAUUAUGUGGUGCCAUCUCCUGACAUCUACCGAUCGCACCCCGAUUUGGCGACUUGGUUCACACCAGUCCAGGUGUCGACCAUCCUGGGGAGUCUCGAUAAUCCAACUCUAAAUUAUAGAAGCUAUCUGGAUCGCGUAUUAGUCGAGAACACAGAUGAUGUAAUACAUGCUCUAUCGUUCGAAGGCGAAUUCCUCUAUCUAUCGCCGUCCUGCCGGAAAGUCUUAGAGUACGAGCCGGUUGAACUCGUGGGGAAAACGCUAUCAACGGUCUGCCAUCCUAGUGAUAUUGGCCCUGUAAUCCGCGACCUACGGGCCUGUACUACUACCGAUCCGAUCAGUGUCGUGUUUAGAAUGCGGAAGAAAUGCAGCGGAUACAUUUGGUUCGAAAGCCGUGGCUCGUGGCGCAUGGGAGAGCGAGGGCGGCAGUUCAUGGUCCUUGUUGGACGACCUCGUCUCGUAUACUGUCUCGACCAUAUUGCGAACAUUGGACACGGUAUCUUGGCAGAAACUGAUAUCUGGGCCAAGUUGUCAAAGUCCGGGAUUGUUCUGUUCAUGACCUCGAAGGCACGCCCAGUACUGGGCCGUAUACCUGAUGAGCUUGUUGGCAAGAGCUUACAAGAUCUGAUAGAUUCGCGAGUGGAGGCACAAAGAGCCUUUCGAGUGGCUCGUAGUGGUCAACAGAUCACUUUCAGCCAUAAAAUUCGUCAUAAAAAAGGCCACAUGCUGCCGGCGCAGACCACAUUAUACCCAGGGGAUACCAAGGAAGGUAUUAGGCCCUCAUUCCUGGUCGCCCAAAUUAGCUUUCCAAAACCAAGACAGGCAGGCGAUGACGAGUCGAGUCCAGCGCCCCCGCUGCCCAGCGGAGACUUGGGCGAUCCUAUGACUUCCCGUCAAUCAGGCUCAAGCGUGUCUGGCAUGGGGACACAAGGCCAAUUGUCUUCCGGUAAACAAAUCGCCACACAGGCCCAAGAACUCCCAUUUUUCGAAGAAUUGGUGCCAACCAGGGGCUCAAGUUGGCAGGUUGAACUUAGGGAGUUGGAAAAGCAAAACCGGAUACUAUCCGAUGAACUGCAGAAAUUACUUACCCGAAGAAAGAAGCGGAAACGCAAGCAGAGUACCGCGUCUGUUGAGAAGAGCUGCGCUAUGUGCCAGACCAAGAAAACACCAGAAUGGCGCAGGGGACCCAGUGGGGAACGCGAUCUUUGUAACAGUUGCGGAUUGCGUUGGGCUAAGCAAGCCCGUAACGCAGCACAGUCGGUGGGGAGGCCCAAUACUUGUUGAUCGAGGUCACAGGGCAAACAAUUAUCUGUUUAUCUGUUUCUUU
Molecule: messenger RNA, 3165 nt
Organism: Aspergillus alliaceus
Lineage: Eukaryota; Fungi; Ascomycota; Eurotiomycetes; Eurotiales; Aspergillaceae
Gene: lreA
Product: GATA transcription factor LreA
Exons: 5
Coding region: 567-3122 (851 amino acids)
Biological process (GO): regulation of DNA-templated transcription
Cellular component (GO): nucleus
Molecular function (GO): zinc ion binding; sequence-specific DNA binding; protein binding
Source: RefSeq, a predicted model, not a curated record